UAGUAAAUUCUAUGGUUCCAUUUCACAUUGGAAUCCAACAAGAAAAUUUACUAAGUUUAAAAAUUAGUACGUUAAAUUCUUAAGAUAAAUUGCGUUGUUUUUAUUAUCUGCAAUCUUAUCAUUUUAACUAUUAAUCCUAAAGGAUGUCAGAAGUAAAUGAAGAAAAUGAAAAUGGUAGACGAUGCAGCGAAUCUUCUGAUUCCGAAUACGAUCCUCAAUACAAACCAAUAAUUUCUUUGCCUGAAGUUGUAGUUUCUACUAAUGAAGAAGAUGAAGUUGAACUUUUGAAAGUUAGAGCUAAAUUGUAUAGGUGGGAUGCUCAUGGCGAUCCAGCGGAAUGGAAGGAGCGUGGUACGGGUGACUUGAAAAUUCUUCGUAACUCUAUAAACAAUAAUGUUCGAAUAGUUAUGAGGAGAGAUAAAACUCUCAAAGUAUGUGCAAAUCAUUUUAUUGUGCCCUGGUUAGAAUUAACUCCAAAAUCUGGUACUGACAAAGCCUUUGUGUAUAGUGUCAUUGCAGAUUUUGCAGAUGAACAAGCUAAAAGUGAAAUGUUUGCUGUGAAAUUUGGAAAUGUAGAGAAUGCAAAUUUAUUCAAGUCAAAGUUUGAAGAAGCAAAGGAAAUUUUAAAAACAAAGUGCAGUCUGUAUAAUGGAGAAGAUGAAAGAGAACAAUCUGAUGAUGAAAGAGAACAAUCUGAUGAUGAAAGUGAAAAAUCUAUUGAAGAAAAUGAUGAAAAGAAAGAUGAUGCCACUCUUGAAAUUAGUAAGAAGCUUUCUGACCUAGAGGUAUCUAAAAAUCAAGAAAAUUCUGAGGAUUAGGCUAAGUUUUGAAAUAGAACAAUUGAUAUAUACGUGGAAUUUUAUACAUUGUUGCAGUUUCUGAAAUAUUUUCAAAAUUUAUUGACUCUUAUUUCAUGUUGUCAUAGUUCAUAGAAUUUCAACAUUCCAUUUGUAAUUUGGCUGGAUACUAUUUUUAUAUUCAACACAUCAACCUGAGAUAUUGCAAAGAAUAUCUAGUUAUGAAGUCAUGUACUUUUAAAUGAAGAGAUAAUAAAAAAUACAUCUCA
This is a messenger RNA of Harmonia axyridis, 1066 nucleotides long. Its product is annotated as ran-specific GTPase-activating protein-like. Gene Ontology annotation, biological process: nucleocytoplasmic transport. Gene Ontology annotation, molecular function: GTPase activator activity. NCBI's taxonomy places the organism in Eukaryota, Metazoa, Arthropoda, Insecta, Coleoptera, Coccinellidae. Gene Ontology annotation, cellular component: nuclear pore; cytoplasm. The transcript is spliced from 4 exons. The record is from RefSeq and is a predicted model, not a curated record. Bases 144 to 818 code for a protein of 224 amino acids.